AGGCCCACGUUCUGCCUGUACUUCCGACGCAGAGUAUUUGUUGACGCUGGUGCCGCGCAGUCAGUGCAGCUUUCAGCCGCUGCUUUGAGGGGAGUGUAAUAAAGUUCUCUGUACAAGAAAGAGUGGGUGAACUCGUUGAGGUGAUCGGUCGGGGUCCCAGUCCUCGGGCUGGAGUUGGGGGAGAAGGCAGGGUGCCGAAGCGGGUGCAUCUCUAGAGACUUCUAUGACUGCUGUCUCGAAGAGGCAACUGAUAUCGCAGAAGGCUGCAGAUAUCGGUCAACUCGUCGAUCGGCCAGGUAAUGGCAAUGACAGAGCAAACUCCAUGCAUCUCAAUGAGUAACCAUACAAAGGAGCGGGUCACAAUGACCAAAAUGACAUUAGAAAACUUUUACAGUAACCUCAUCACACAGCAUGAGGAACGGGAGCUUCGGCAGAAGAGACUGGAAAAAGCAAUGGAUGAGGAAGGAUUGAGGGAUGAAGAGAAAAGGAUGCGAAGGUCAGCUCAUGCAAGAAAAGAAACAGAGUUUCUAAGACUAAAAAGGACAAGACUGGGACUGGAGGAUUUUGAAUCCUUAAAAGUAAUAGGAAGAGGUGCAUUUGGAGAGGUGAGGCUGGUUCAAAAGAAAGACACAGGGCAUGUCUAUGCGAUGAAGAUAUUACGGAAGACUGAUAUGCUUGAAAAAGAGCAGGUUGGACACAUCCGUGCAGAACGAGAUAUUCUAGUGGAGGCUGACAGCUUGUGGGUGGUGAAAAUGUUCUACAGCUUUCAGGACAAACUAAACCUUUAUCUUAUCAUGGAAUUUCUGCCAGGAGGUGAUAUGAUGACAUUGCUGAUGAAGAAAGACACUCUGACGGAAGAGGAAACACAGUUUUACAUUGCAGAGACUGUACUGGCAAUUGAUUCUAUCCAUCAGCUUGGAUUUAUCCACAGAGAUAUUAAGCCUGAUAACCUUCUCCUGGACAGCAAGGGACAUGUAAAGCUUUCAGAUUUUGGGUUAUGUACGGGACUUAAGAAGGCCCAUCGGACUGAUUUCUACAGGAACUUGAACCACAGCCUGCCAAGUGAUUUCAAUUUUCAGAAUAUGAAUUCUAAGAGGAAAGCGGAAACAUGGAAAAGAAACAGACGUCAACUGGCAUUUUCCACUGUUGGAACACCAGACUAUAUAGCACCUGAAGUAUUUCUCCAAACUGGAUACAACAAGUUGUGUGAUUGGUGGUCAUUAGGUGUCAUCAUGUAUGAGAUGUUAAUUGGUUAUCCUCCGUUUUGUUCUGAAACACCGCAGGAAACAUACAAAAAAGUCAUGAACUGGAAGGAGACGCUGAUAUUUCCACCUGAGGUCCCAAUUUCAGAAAAAGCCAAGGAUCUUAUUUUACGCUUCUGCUGUGAAUGGGAGCAGAGAGUUGGUGCUCCGGGUGUAGAAGAGAUCAAAACUAACCAUUUCUUUGAAGGUGUUGACUGGGAACAUAUUAGGGAAAGGCCUGCUGCUAUUCCUAUUGAAAUAAAAAGCAUUGAUGAUACAUCAAAUUUUGAUGAAUUUCCUGAUUCUGAUAUUCUCAAACCAAUGGGAGCUGUAAGCAACCAUCCUGAAUCGGAGUUCAAGAACAAGGACUGGGUCUUUAUCAACUACACAUACAAGCGCUUUGAAGGGCUUACAGCAAGGGGGGCUCUUCCAUCUUUCAUUAAACCAAGGAAGUGAAAUCUAUAUAUUUCAGUUUCGGAUAUCAGUUUUGUCAUUGCCUUCAAAAUUGAAGUGUAAUUUUCAUCCCAGAAGUGACUUGAGCUUCAGUAUUUCUUUUUAUAGUAUGUAUCUCUUGGAAAUGUCUAGGAACUGACUUUCUAAAAGGGGGACCUGUCCUGCAGAACAUCUCCUUGUAAAGCUCUUUGAAAAAAAUCACUGUGUUCUUACACUUCAUUCCACUGAUUAUGGCUGCGGUGAAGAUAAAACCUCACACAUCCCCGCAUUAAGGAAUCAUUGGUGUGCAGCAUGGAUUCAUAUGGAUAUAUUUUCUUUGGCAGGUUGGCCCAUUAAAGGGCCCAAUCAUUCCAAAACAGUCUCCCUCUGAAUCUGUUCUAAAUAACAGAGAAAAUGCUUGUUUUAUUUAUUUCUUUUUUCUUUGCAUUUAAGGUGCAUGUUGGCAUUUUGUUAUUUUGAAAUAUUUCUGCAGUUUUGCUUGAUAAAAUUUGAAGUCUGCUAUAAAAUAGCAAAAAGUGAACUUCUCAUUGUACAGCAUUAAGUAAUUUCUGCCUUAAUCCUUUAGCAAAAGAUACAUUGCUAAGCCUUAAAUAAGUCCAUUGUGUUGGAAGUUAUUUGUAAGAAUAUGAUGUUCUGUGCUGUUGGUGGCCACCAGCUCUACUGUGUUAUUUUUUGUCUAAACCAAACUACCAGCUCUAUGUGUUCAGUGGAGCCUUAGGGCAAGGACACAUGAUCGGCUGCCUGUACUCGCACCUGGGCGGAUUCAGUGCUUCUGGAUGCAGGCACAACAUUAAGCCUAGGGGUGGAUUGUAAACCUGUGCUUAUCCACAGGCUGACAAUACGCCCGUGUGACCUGAACCUUAGGGCUACUGCUUCACAGGGCUGGUUCUUAACCUGAUAAACGCAAGCCAAGAAUCGGCUUCUACGCUGGUAUCGGCCUUUCCCUGUGCCUGAACCCAGAGCCGUUGCAUGGGCCCGGGAGCUUGCAUACAAAGCAAAUUUCAGUGUGUAUACUUGCAUUUUUCGGCACCAAAAUCCACUCUGUGCCUGCACUCAGCCCGAUGCAUUGCUCCAAGUGAAGGCACAGGGAAAGGCUGAUGCCAGCAUAGGAGCUGAUUCUUGGCCGUGUGGCAUUAACCUUAGGUCAAAGUCGCACAGAGUGUUGGCUCCACUUCACUCCGCCUGCACUUUGUAGGCAUAUGGAGAAAAGCAGGUCUGCUCUCUUUUGUAGUUCCUUGUAGCUGCACUGACAGGCACAGCUUCAGCCUGAGUAAAGUUACAAAAAUGCCUGCUGUCCCAGUUCUCAGGCCGAUCCCCACUCUACUUUGUAUAGCUGCACACAGGCCAGUCGGAAAAGUGGAGCCAAUGCUCUGUGUGACUGCAGCCUUCAAGGGGUUGUUCGCCUUUGUGUUAAUUUAAGUAUGUGUAGAGAGUGAAAUUCUGAGACAAUUUGCAGUUGGUUUUCCUUUUUUAUUUUUGUGUUUUAUUAUUUCACUUAUUGUUCAGCAGCUCUCCAAUCUGAAAUUUUAGCAGUUACCAGGGAAUGGUUUAAAUGAGAUGUGAAUAGGCGAGGACCUGAAUAGAAAGUAAUGAUAGUAACAAAUAAAUAUAAAGUAACAAUAAUUGUAGCCUCCGCAGGGUAAUAGCUUUUUUGCUGUUAGGGGUCAGUGACCUUCAUUUGAAACCUUGAAAGAGUCUCAAGAAAAUUUUUUUUAAUAAAAAUAGCAAAUUCAUGAAGAGCAAUUAAAAAGUUUACUUAGAGUUGACCUUUCUAUAACAUACAAAGUUAUCGUUAAGGUGAGCCACCCAUUAAAGCAAAUUGUACCAUCAUCUGUGCACUUAUUCAGCCAAAAACAAAUCCAUUUGUUAACCUGUAGUCCAGUUGCAAGUCAAAACGAAAUUCACUAUCUGUGAAUUACCAGGCGUUCCGAUGCUCAAACGGCAGUUUUGUCCAUGCUUUGCCCCUGCACCAACUGGUUGACUCAAUGCAUCCUACCCACAAACUAGCACUAGGGCAAUGGCAAAAGAAAACCUUUGAUAACAAACAUCCACAGAUUGCUAUCAGAGGACUGUUGCUUGAUGCACUCGUGUCUGGUAACCGACUAUAAUUUCGGUCCAGAAUCCCCUGUGGCACUUGCUUUUGAAGACAUUGGUGAGUGACCCCAUCAGUUCUACUAAAAAAUACUUAUUUAUAACCUGCCCCAUUGCCCUGCAGUAAGAAACUACAAGUUCAAAAUUGUGCAUACUCAGUGUGUCAGUACUAGCCUUUCCCUUAUUACAGGGGCAUCAAUCUGCAGGUACCAUGAAAAUGCAUUGCCCUUCAGCAUCCCCUCACCAGCUGCUCCUCAGUUCCCCCCCAUUGUCGCUGCAUGUACCUGCCGCUGGGGUUGCUUAGUGUACCCAGCCAGCUUGGCCCAGGACUUACUCCCAUUUCUCAAUGAGUUUCCUUUCACACAUCAAAAACAAACAGACAAAUUAACUGGUUGUGAUAUAAUUGUCAAUAGUGUGAAAGUGAUAGGGAGCUUACACACUAGGAUGGAGCUGAUUGAAUGAUGUAUAAUAUCUGCUUUGUAGAAUUAUCCAUACAUUUAAGUGCUUAUCAUACAUUAUAUUUGGAAGAGCACAUUUAUAUAAGCUAGGCUUUCCAACAUGCAUGUCACUAAUUCUAUUUAUUGACUUUAACAUGUGGAUUUUUUAGGUGGCUUACAUACAUCCCCCCCCCCCCCCCCCCCCCCCCCCCGCUAAAAAUACUUUCAUGAAACCAUGGAAAUGCAGAGUUCUGGAUUUAUGGCUCAUUAUACCAAAAUGGCUUAUGCGUGUUGCCAUAAAGUGCCGUAUUGUGCAAGUACACUAUGGGGAAGGCUGCCCCCUGGUAUUUUAGCCUUGAAUCAACUUAUGUUUUUAAAGAUGCAGUGUGUCUGUAUACUUGGCUGCUACACCUUGAACAUGUGCUAAAAUGUAGGGCCUGUUUACUGAAUGGUGAUGCUCUUUUGGCCCAGCUGUCACCCCACUUCUGUAGCUGUAUCCGGCACACUAUUGCUGAAUAACAGGAAUGCCGAUUACUACGGGAGGGUUAUCCCCCAACGUGCUGAGUGUCAUCACAAGCAUGUCUUUGGUUCAGUAAAAUUGAUCAAAUGCUUUUCAUGCACCUGUUCAGUUCCUGUUGUUAUUCAUGAAAAUGCUACAUGGGGAGGCACAUUUAUUCAAACGGUUGAGUGAUUGGAGCACAUUGAACUCUAACAUCAUUUGGACCUUGUCUGCACUGUAUUUCAUGCUUUUUUUAUGGGCCUAAACUGGCACAGAAUAAUAGCAUAGAAUAUAAUUAAACAGUGGCACAGCAUGGAUUCCUUCGCUAUAAUAUCCUAAUCUGUUAAAUUACAGGGAUAAUUUUCCGUGCUCCCUGUCUUGACCUUGGUUGGCAGCUUUAUAAACAACCCAUUACAGUUGUGGCAGUGGAAGGAAGGAGCUGCACAGAUCUUAAUCUUUGGUGGUGUUGAAAGCAAACGGACUCCUUGGUGCUCUCCACCUUGGCUUGUAGGCCAAGCAGCCAUCUCCAAUACUUGGGAAUGGGAGCUCAUUUUAUCCAUCAGCUAUUCUGUGAAAGACAGCCAAUAGGGAGGCUGAAACAUUAAUCAUAUACAUAUCUAUAUGCAUCUUUUCUAUCCAAUGAAUAGUAUUUGAUCCCUUUUAAACAAAAGUCAAAGACCCAGAAGAUAAAACCUGCUUUAUAGUUCAGUCACUUGUUCUCCUACAGCCCAGUCUUAUCCUUGGGGUUGAUAAUCGCAUUGACUUGAUCAUAGCCCUGCAUUUUAAUACAAAUACCUUAAAUAUCAUGCGUUUUAAAAUGAAUGUAGAAAUUUGCAAGUUAUGCAAACAUAGUUUGUCUGUGUAUAUAGGGUAUGUGCAUUGUGGUCAUAAUGAAAGCGUUGUAUUAUCAAUUGCUUAUCUGCAAUCUGCUAUAUAAAUAUGCAGCCUAUGGUUCAUGGCACCAGGCAUACUCAUUACUUCAUUAUAUACCAAUACCAUAAGCCUACAGGGCCCUUACAUGGCAACAAAGGAGCUUAUUUACAAACAUGUUUAAAAAGUAAAGCAAAAACACUUUUUUUAAACUAGUAAGUAAACAAGAAUAAUUGUAUGUGAAUCCUGAAUGCGUAUGGGGCACUUCUGCCUUGUUUUGAUGUUUCACAGCAUUUUUUGAUGAACAUGAGUUAUAUAAAAUAAAAAUCAGUCUGGCCUUUUCAGGGUGCAAAUAAGCCUUUCCCAUUCCGAUCUUUAAAGGGCUAGUAUCAUCCUAUUGUUUCCCCCUUUUUAUAUAUUUAUGUUUUUAUGCUUGUCUGUUAAAUACUGAGCAGUUUUCUAUUUCAGAAGAAAUCUAGUUCAAAUUAAAUUAUGUAUUUUCAAAUGAUAA
Xenopus tropicalis (tropical clawed frog) is the source of this 6102-nucleotide messenger RNA. RefSeq names its product serine/threonine kinase 38 (gene stk38). The coding region runs from base 300 to 1697 and encodes 465 amino acids. The transcript has 15 exons. Gene Ontology annotation, molecular function: transferase activity; protein kinase activity; nucleotide binding. Lineage: Eukaryota; Metazoa; Chordata; Amphibia; Anura; Pipidae. The record is from RefSeq and is a predicted model, not a curated record. Gene Ontology annotation, cellular component: cytoplasm.